UGGUGAUGGGGGCGGGCUCCUCCUGAAGUCCACUGUCGCCGUUUGUGGGUCCCAAGACAAAAAUCUUGAGUAAGAAGCAAAGUGUGACAAAUAAUUCAUGCAUUUUCUCUUUAUUUUGCCCAGUUGCCAUACAAAUGAACAGCAUAAUGCAGUUUACUGGGGCACUGACAAGUACAGCAAGUCACAGCAAGUGGUCCAACAACACCUCUGGAUUCAGGCCCCCAGAGUUUAAGUUGUUUACAAGUUGGUGGAAAGUUUGGUGGAUUCCGAUCCGUCAGUCGAUUGUGUAUAAAGAGGAGAAUCCAGUGCAGGAGACACAUCACUGCAAUCUUGAAAGUGAGACCUGUUUGUUCAGUUUUAAGUUGUAUUACCUAUAUUAUCUCUGUUAUAUUAUUUACUCACUGAUAUUUGAUUUUCUUAAUGGAUGAAGAGUUAAAUGUAACAUAUAUAACUGUUGAUGGGUACGUGGAUUUGUACAAAUACAGAUAUCUUUAUUUUGUCAUCAUGUUCACAGCUUAUAUUCUAAUAAUCUGCAGUAAUUCUACUGUUGUGUAUCUCAUCUGGAUUCAUCAAAACCUCCAUGAGCCCAUGUACAUUUUCAUUGCAGCUCUGUUAAUCAACUCUCUUCUUUUCAGCACUGCGAUCUACCCAAAGCUGUUGAUUGACUUUUUAUCUGAGAAACAGAUCAUAUCUUAUUCAGCCUGCCUCUUUCAGAGUUUUCUGUUUUACUCUUUGGGUGGUUCAGAGUUCUUACUGUUGGCAGCCAUGUCUUAUGACAGAUAUGUGUCCAUAUGUAAACCUCUGCAGUAUCCAGCUAUCAUGAGGAAAACAACUGUCAGCAUCUUUCUGGCUUUAGCUUGGCUUGUGCCUGCAUGUGAGCUUGUGGCGUCGUUAUCAAUGAGCGUUAAUAGUAAACUCUGCAGCUUCAACCUGAAUGUCAUUUUUUGCAAUAACUCAAUUUACAAACUUCACUGUGUGACCUCAAGAGCUCAGUCUAUUUAUGGUGUGUUCAUUUUGCUAAAUGUUGCACUUUUUCCUGUGCUCUUUGUACUUUUCACAUAUGCAAAAAUAUUUAAAAUAACCUAUCGAAGUAGCAGAGAAGUCAGGAAAAAAGCUGCAGAGACCUGUUUGCCUCACCUGUUGGUUUUGAUCAACUUUUCUCUGUUGUGCACAUAUGAUGUUAUUAUAGUCAGACUGGAAUCUGAUAUUCCAAAAAUUGCACAUUUAAUAUUGACUUUGCAAUUGAUUUUGUAUCAUCCUCUCUUUAAUCCCAUCAUAUACGGACUGAAAAUGAAAGAAAUUUCUAAACAUCUGAAGAAGUUGUUCCGUCGAGACAAAAUGAACUGA
Messenger RNA from Scatophagus argus, 1347 nucleotides. Its product is annotated as olfactory receptor 6N2-like. Gene Ontology annotation, biological process: G protein-coupled receptor signaling pathway. The coding region runs from base 421 to 1347 and encodes 308 amino acids. Gene Ontology annotation, cellular component: membrane. Lineage: Eukaryota; Metazoa; Chordata; Actinopteri; Scatophagidae. The record is from RefSeq and is a predicted model, not a curated record. Gene Ontology annotation, molecular function: G protein-coupled receptor activity; olfactory receptor activity. The transcript has a single exon.